Messenger RNA from Scheffersomyces coipomensis, 1626 nucleotides. RefSeq lists its product as uncharacterized. The record is from RefSeq and is a predicted model, not a curated record. The coding region runs from base 1 to 1626 and encodes 541 amino acids. NCBI's taxonomy places the organism in Eukaryota, Fungi, Ascomycota, Pichiomycetes, Serinales, Debaryomycetaceae. The transcript has a single exon.
AUGUUUUUGAGAAGAUUAGGUCCUAUACCAAUUACCUUACUUUCUGGGUUUUUAGGAAGUGGUAAAACCACAUUAUUAGAACAUAUAUUAACUGCAAAGCAUGGAUUGAAAAUAGCUGUCAUUAUCAAUGAUGUGUCUAAGUUAAAUAUUGAUGCUGCUUUACUUCAAAAUCAUAAAGUUACUAAUAAAGAAGAGAAAUUAAUCCAGUUGCAAAACGGUUGUAUUUGUUGUACAUUAAGAGGAGAUUUGUUGGAGGAAUUAGUUGCAUUGGCUAAAUCAAAGGCAUUCCAAUAUAUCGUUAUUGAAUCCACUGGUAUUUCAGAACCUAUGCAAGUGGCAGAAACUUUCACAACCGAAUUUACUGAGAUGCUUUUAGAAACUCUGGAUGAAAUAGAUGAAAAUGAAUCAAAUAUCUUGAAAGAGAUAGUUAAAAGUGGGGGAUUGAACAAACUUACUAAAUUAGAUACUUGUGUCACUGUUGUUGAUGCCUUAAACUUCUUUAAUAAUUUGGAGACUACUGACUUUUUAAUUGAUAGAUUUGGAGAUCAUGGUUCUGGUGAACAAGAAAGAACUAUAACUGAUUUAUUAAUUGAUCAAAUUGAAUUUGCCAAUGUUAUUAUCAUCAACAAGGUUGCGACUGUUUCUGGUAGUAAGUUGAAGAAAAUUGAAAAAGCAAUCAAAACCUUGAAUCCAAUUGCAAAGAUAAUUAAAACCAACUAUUCCAAAGUGGAUAUUAAAGAUGUUGUGAAUACUAAAUUGUAUGAAUUUGAGAAAGCUCAAUUAUCCGCUGGUUGGUUACAAAGUUUAAAUGAGAUGACCAUAAGAGAGGGAUUUGGAGCUAAGAAGAAGAAUGUAUUGACUCCAAAACCAGAAACUGAAGAAUAUGGAAUUAAUAAUUUUGUUUAUCAAGCAAAAAGGCCAUUUCAUCCCGAAAGACUUUUUGAUUUAAUUAAAGAUAAGUUUGUUAUUCUUGAGCGUAGUAGCAUGAAUCAAGAGCAAUUAACAAAUGAGGCCAAAGAAUUAACAGAACAGACACUUACGGAAGAAGAAGAAGAAGAAUCCGAGGAAGAAGAAACUAACGAAGAAGAUGAAAUUGAAAAUGGAAUAAGUGAGAAUGAAUAUAUUAGAAAUAAGAAGAAAUCUGCUCUUGGUCCUGUCUUAAGAUCUAAAGGAUUCAUCUGGUUAGCCUCUAGAUACAUCAAUCGAGGAGAAUGGUCUUCGGCUGGAUCAAUGUUGACAAUUAAUGGUGGUAUUCCAUGGUUUGAUAUUAUUGGAAUUCCUCCAACUACAAAAGAAGCUGCAAAAUUAAUUAAACAAGAAUUGAAACAAAAGUAUGGAGAUAGAAGAAAUGAAAUUGUUUUCAUUGGAUUAGGUAUUGACUCUCAAAACAUCACAAAACUCUUAGAUUCAUGUUUAGUAACUGAUGAAGAAUUGAAUCAAUUCGAUAAAAUUAUUAAAUCAGAGAAGAAACUUAUUAAUAUUGAAAAACGAUUACAAAGGGAGUUCUCCGAUGGGUUUGAGGAUUGGAUCUUAUUGGAUGAAGAUGAUAAACAAGAGGAAAAAGAAGUUCAUAACGAACACACAAUUGCUGGAAGAGUUCAUCAACAUCAUGUUGCCGUUAAGUAG